CGGAGAGGCCCAGGCGGCGGCGGUUCCUCUCGGGUUACGGUGAAGAAUGUCAGCCACUAGCGUGGAUCAGAGACCUAAAGGGCAAGGAAAUAAAGGUGGGAAAACAUGAUGCACACAUCUGUUGACUUUCCUAACUUGAUGUAGUCAGGACCAGAGCAGAGAACCACCUGGCUUCUAAGGCCCAUGUUCUAUCUUGAUUUGACUUUGCUCCAUAGGGCAGAGGAAACAGGCGAAGAAUCAUUUUCAGUACAAAAUGGUUCGAUUCAUCAAAAAGAUGCUGUAAAUGAUGAUGAUUUUGAGCCAUACUUAAGUAGCCAGACAAAUCAGUCUCAUUGUAUAGCCCUGGCUGGUUUCAAACUUAAGACUGCUGCCUUAGCCUCCCAGAAAUAUAAAAGAGCAAAACAGUUGUUUCAUUGUAAUAACAGCUAUCCACCAAUGUCAGAUCCAUAUAUGCCUAGUUACUAUGCUCCAUCCAUUGGAUUUCCAUAUUCUCUUGGGGAAGCAGCAUGGUCCACGGCUGGAGAUCAGCCUAUGCCAUAUCUGACGACCUAUGGACAAAUGAGUAAUGGAGAACAUCAUUAUAUACCAGAUGGUGUUUUUAGUCAACCAGGGGCAUUAGGAAAUACCCCUCCAUUUCUUGGUCAACAUGGAUUUAACUUUUUUCCUGGUAAUGCUGAUUUCUCUACAUGGGGAACAAGUGGAUCUCAGGGACAAUCAACACAAAAUUCUGCUUAUAGUAGCAGUUAUGGCUAUCCACCUAGUUCUCUUGGGAGAGCUAUUACUGAUGGACAGGCCGGAUUUGGCAAUGAUACUUUGAGUAAGGUGCCUGGCAUUAGUAGUAUUGAGCAAGGCAUGACUGGACUGAAAAUUGGUGGUGACCUGACAGCUGCGGUGACAAAAACUGUAGGUACAGCCUUGAGCAGCAGUGGUAUGACUAGCAUUGCGACCAAUAAUGUGCCCCCUGUUAGCAGUGCAGCACCUAAACCAACUUCUUGGGCUGCUAUUGCCAGAAAGCCUGCAAAACCUCAACCGAAACUUAAACCCAAGGGCAAUGUGGGAAUUGGGGGUUCUGCUGUGCCACCACCUCCUAUAAAACACAACAUGAAUAUUGGAACUUGGGAUGAAAAGGGGUCCGUGGUAAAGGCUCCACCAACCCAACCAGUUCUGCCUCCUCAAACUAUAAUCCAGCAGCCUCAGCCAUUAAUUCAACCACCACCAUUGGUGCAAAGCCAACUGCCUCAACAGCAGCCUCAGCCACCACAACCACAGCAGCAACAAGGACCUCAGCCACAGGCCCAGCCUCACCAAGUGCAGUCUCAACAGCCACAGUUGCAGAAUCGCUGGGUAGCUCCUCGGAAUAGGGGAACCGGCUUCAACCAGAACAAUGGAACAGGCAGUGAAAACUUUGGUUUAGGUGUUGUACCUGUUAGUGCUUCACCUUCUAGCGUAGAGGUACAUCCAGUGCUGGAAAAACUAAAGGCCAUAAACAAUUACAAUCCCAAAGACUUUGAUUGGAACCUGAAGAAUGGACGUGUGUUUAUAAUUAAGAGCUAUUCUGAGGAUGAUAUACAUCGUUCCAUCAAGUACUCUAUCUGGUGUAGCACUGAGCAUGGUAAUAAGCGCUUGGAUGCAGCUUACCGUUCCCUGAAUGGGAAAGGCCCACUCUAUUUGCUCUUCAGUGUGAAUGGCAGUGGACACUUUUGUGGAGUGGCUGAAAUGAAGUCUGUUGUAGACUAUAACGCUUAUGCUGGUGUCUGGUCUCAGGAUAAGUGGAAGGGCAAAUUUGAAGUUAAAUGGAUCUUUGUCAAAGAUGUUCCCAAUAACCAAUUACGACAUAUUCGCUUAGAAAAUAAUGACAACAAACCAGUAACCAAUUCAAGGGACACUCAAGAAGUACCCCUAGAAAAAGCAAAGCAAGUGCUUAAAAUAAUCGCUACUUUCAAGCAUACCACCUCAAUCUUUGAUGACUUUGCACAUUAUGAAAAGCGUCAAGAGGAGGAGGAAGCCAUGCGAAGGGAGAGAAAUAGAAACAAGCAAUAACCACCGUGUGGAGAUGUCCUAUUAAAAUGACAACACUAAUGAUGUAGACUCUGGAAAUGCCUAAUAAGUCAAAGAAGAUGUUAUUAAAGCUUUUUGUUUUCUGCUUAAGGUGACAUCUUUGAACCCUUUAACACGAAAUUGAUUCUUCUUGUAAUGGUUUUCAUCAGCGCAUCUGCCCUUAUUCUCUCACCAAACACACUUGAUAACUGUAACUUCAUCAAGCACUUUGUGUCCUGAAGCUUUUACCAGUACCUGCUGUCUUUUGUAAUUAUGCAUCCUAGCUAAGGCACAGAAGACUGAAUGAAUUGUAAGGAUUCAUUAACUCUUUGAAUUUGUUAAGUACUAACAGUUAACCAUUAGAAGUGGUUCAAUGAUGUAAGAGUCUACUGCUUCAAUCUUUUCAUUGUUGUAGUUUUUAAAUUGUCAAUUUUUAGGUAUUUGACAGAUUAAAUGCAAAAUAAUCAUGCCAUAUUUAGUCCUGGAGUUCAAGUCUGAAUGUUUAUGUGAAAAAUUAUUGUAGCAAACUUUUAAUAUGGCAAAGCAACCUUAUGCUCUAUUUUAGCCAAACAGUACAUAAUCUAAAAUUAUAUAUUAGAACAUUUCCCUUGUCUUCAAACUAUUUGAUGUAACAAAUAUGCAGCCUGGUGGACUUCACCAAUUAAUGCACAUUCCCCUCCUCCAAUUAUAUGUAACUGAGAAUAUGUGUUGGUUUGAGGGAUUAUUUUGUUUCUACCACUUAAUGAAUCUCAACAUUUUGAGUAAAUGUACCUCAGUCUAAUCAGACUUUUUAUGACCUUUAUAACUACAUUUAAAACCCUUAAAUUCUAUUUCUGGGUGUUUGCGAGCCUGAUUGCUAUCAUGAAGUAAAAAUUUAUUACUCUAGGUAUUCACUAGAUAAAUAUAGUUCUUGUUUAGUAAGCAUAUACUGUUUCUCAACUUUUCUCCAGCUUUUGCAGUGUACUGGCAUCCUUAAAAUACUUUGAAAAUAUGGCCUUGAUCCAUGAAUUAAAUCAGUAUCUAAGUGAAUGUGUUGAUGUUUUAUUGAUGAGAUCUAUAUACGUGGGAAUACAGUAUAUAUCUGGGUAUUAUAGAUAAUCUUUUUAACAUCAUAUUUUUUUCAUUAAUUACAUAUCAACAUUAAUUUUGUAUCUUGAAACAAAUUGAUUUUGUAUAAUUGAAUGUGUUGUGCAUCUGUAUUUGAUUUGAUGGUUUAAGGUUAUGAAAAUAAUGUCCUGCCCCUUAUAUUACUGUUUUGAAAGGAGAAAGCUAUGUAGAAUGAUAUGUUAAGGGCGAAAAUAGCAAUACAGUAGAUUUGAAUGUCUUUUUGAUCUGCAUUAGUUCAUUUAUGUUUACAUCAUAUUUAGAGAUAUUUUCAUUUGCUCUUGUCUUUGCUCACUUCGAUUUGAAAGUCUCGUGACCGAUAUUUCUUUGAAACUUUGAUUUAUAUAAUUUUUAUAUAAUGUUUUAGGAUAUACAAAUAUUGUAUUUUUUUUAAUUAAAAUACAGUAUUUGUAGAUGACCAUAGCUACUUCACAGUUACUUGUUAGUCCCAGUGUAGUUAUGUCAGUGUUUACUGAAGGGAACACAAAUAUUAAUGGUAUAUUACAGAAUGAAAACUUUCUUAAAGGAAAAUUGCACCUAUUUUACCUUUUUGAGACUAAGCCAUGAAAUCUUGUAAUAUGUCUCUUAACUAUUUAUAAUGAAAGUUGGCAUUUGGGUAUAGUCAGCACAGCAAUGUUCUAUAUCCUUAAGAUUGUAUAAGUAGGACAUUUUAAAGAUGACACAUGUCAUUCUGGAGCUCCUACUAGAGAAAACUGUAAAAGGGUGACCUUGUAGGAAGGAGCUGAGUCCUCCCCCUGAGGUUCUCUUUUUCUUGGUGCUUUAUUAGCAACUCUGGAUAUUUUUAUAAAACUAGAUACAUUAUAAACUAAUUCAGUCUUGUUUAAUUUACAUUAGGUUUUAUGUAAGAAUGUCAUCGAAAUACCCAAUGAGCAGGCUGAUUGCAGUAGACUCAGACAGGGCCAGUGAAUCUCAGCUGAGAGUCUAUUCGUGGUGAGGAGAACAUCCCAGUGCCUUUAACCUGAAUUUCUAAUCUUAUGUGAAAUGGGUGCAGCAUUCCUUUGGACAAAAGCUUCCACUUGGUAAUUUUUGUGUUUUUCUCACUUUAAGUAUUCCCCAAAGCACCAACCUUCUCUUCCUUCUUGGUCAGUCAGUAUAUUGUAAGAUUAUUUUCCAUUAAAUGAAAUCAUUACAGGUUGUCUCUAAAGUACAACCAACAGAAUGUUUCUUAACUGCGGGGACCAAAAGGGAGAGACUCUGAGCUCUACAAGAGUAUAUAUAUAAUAAAAUGUUGGAAUAAUAUUAAAUUAAGACAUUAUUGGUCCUGUGAUUUCUUGCUCAGUGUUUUUCCAAUUUGUCAUUUGAAUGAUUCUUACUAAAGUUAUUUUAUGUGGGUAUUUUAUUUUUAAUGGUAUUAUAAUUUGUAUAUUUAACAGUAAGGGGGAAAGUAACCAAAAUUAGUAUUCUUUCACUAUACAUAUUGGUACUUGAAACUUCCUUUUAAAAAAAUCAACAAAAAAAACUCAACCUUUUAGUGCUUAAUUCCUCAUUUUAACCUGUGAUCUUUCUAAUUGAAAAGCUGUGUUAUUUUUGACUUCCAUGCAUGUGGGGUUAAGCUGAUGUUGAAACAGUUUGCAGUAAAAAAAAAAAAAAAGAAAAAA
Apodemus sylvaticus (European woodmouse) is the source of this 4760-nucleotide messenger RNA. It is a transcript of the gene Ythdf3, whose product is annotated as YTH N6-methyladenosine RNA binding protein F3. The transcript is spliced from 8 exons. Bases 184 to 2040 code for a protein of 618 amino acids. Gene Ontology annotation, cellular component: cytoplasm. NCBI's taxonomy places the organism in Eukaryota, Metazoa, Chordata, Mammalia, Rodentia, Muridae. The record is from RefSeq and is a predicted model, not a curated record. Gene Ontology annotation, molecular function: mRNA binding; N6-methyladenosine-containing RNA reader activity. Gene Ontology annotation, biological process: mRNA destabilization.